Molecule: messenger RNA, 1281 nt
Organism: Pseudogymnoascus verrucosus
Lineage: Eukaryota; Fungi; Ascomycota; Leotiomycetes; Thelebolales; Thelebolaceae
Exons: 4
Coding region: 1-1281 (426 amino acids)
Molecular function (GO): dipeptidase activity
Source: RefSeq, a predicted model, not a curated record
AUGACACUGAUACGCUCUACAUUGCCAGUGACAGAAUCUGUCCCAGUUCAAAGCCAUGACUCAAUUAGUUAUGAUAUAGCAAAAGCAAUAAUCUUUGAUAACAUCGACAGCCAUGAUGCCGACCUGCAAGGCAUCAAUCACAAGAUCCACGCCAAUCCAGAACUUUGUUUUGAGGAAUUCCAAGCUCAUGAUAACCUUGCCGACUUCCUCGAAUCCCACAACUUCACGGUCACACGCCACGCCCACGGCCAUCCUACCGCUUUUAGCGCCGAGUUUGGUUCCGGCGGCCGCGUUCUCACAUUCUGUGCAGAGUACGAUGCGCUCCCGGGAAUAGGCCAUGCCUGUGGCCACAACCUAAUCGCCGUCACUUCUGUCGCCUCAUUUCUCGGUAUUGCAGCAGCUCUAGCCGCCUCCUCGAUACCAGGCCGCGUUCAUCUGCUUAGAACACCAGCAGAGGAGGGCGGCGGUGGAAAAAUCAAAUUGAUUGAUGCCGGAGCCUUCAGCGACGUGGAUGCAAGCAUGAUGAUCCACCCCGUGGGCAAGGAUGCAGUUCCUGCCGGCACCGCGGGUGUUGCCUAUGGUACUUGUCUCACAGGUCAAAUAGGGAAUGUGGAAUUUACGGGGAAGGCAGCCCAUUGUGGGACGGCGCCAUGGGAAGGUAUCAACGCAUUAGAUGCGGCUACGCUUGCAUAUAGUGCCACUGGGAUGCUCAGACAGCAGAUGCGACCCGAGAAUCGAAGUGGAAUUGUUAUCAAGGAAGGUGGACAGAAAAGCAAUAUCACGACGCCUCACACGACAAUCGAAUACAGUAUUCGGACUCGUACUCUGAAAGAAGCUAAGAGUAUCAAGACGAGGGUGGAGAACUGUUUUAGAGGUGCAGCGUUGGCAACUGCGUGUGAAGUUGUUUUUAAAGAUGCUAUGGGCGUGUACGCAGAUCUGCGCUCAAACGAGACUCUCUGCAACGAGUUCACUUCGGCAAUGAGCGAGCUUGGGGAGCUAUAUCACAGCAACAUCGCCAGUAACACGGCAGCGUCGUUUGGCACUGACAUGGGUAAUGUCUCUCACGUUGUCCCUACAUUCCACGGUCUCUUUGCUAUCGCAGCCGCAAAGGGCGAGGCAAAUCACACGCCCGACUUUAAAAGAAUUGCUAUUUCAAACGAGGCAUAUAAGAGUGCAAUAAAUGCAGCUAAGGGCAUGGCGAUAACAGGUUGGAAGUUCUUGGCAGAUGAUUCAGUAGCUGAAAGUAUAUUAUUGGAUUUCGAGAGGUUGAGUCAAUUAUGA